Molecule: messenger RNA, 1470 nt
Organism: Leptosia nina
Lineage: Eukaryota; Metazoa; Arthropoda; Insecta; Lepidoptera; Pieridae
Source: the annotation of a GenBank genome assembly
AUGAGGGAAAUUGUGCAUUUGCAAGCUGGUCAAUGCGGCAACCAAAUAGGAUCAAAGUUCUGGGAGAUAAUCUCAGAUGAACACGGCAUAGACCCGACGGGAAAAUAUCACGGAGACAGCGAACUGCAAUUAGAAAGGAUACAAGUCUAUUACAAUGAGGCCGCUGAUGGAAGCCGUUUCGUACCCAGAGCGGUUCUGGUCGAUUUGGAACCAGGUACAAUGGACGCCAUCAGGUCUUCAAGUUUCGGAGCGCUGUUUAGACCAGAUAAUUUCGUCUUCGGACAGAGCGGCGCUGGAAACAAUUGGGCCAAAGGACACUACACAGAGGGUGCGGAGUUAGUUGAAUCCGUAAUGGACGUGGUCAGGAAGGAGGCGGAACCGUGCGAUUGUCUUCAAGGUUUUCAACUGACUCACUCCCUGGGAGGUGGAACCGGUUCAGGUCUUGGAACUCUUCUCCUUAGCAAGUUGCGAGAGGAAUAUCCCGACAGGAUCGUCAACACAUUUAGCGUUAUGCCGUCUCCAAAGGUAUCGGACACAGUGGUGGAGCCCUACAACGCGACGUUAUCAGUCCAUCAACUCGUGGAGAACACAGAUGAAACGUUUUGCAUAGACAACGAAGCAUUGUACGACAUUUGCUUCAGAACGCUACGCCUCGCGUCGCCCACAUAUGGAGAUCUAAAUCAUUUGGUGUCGUUGACGAUGUCCGGAGUGACUACAUGUCUGCGUUUUCCGGGACAGUUGAAUGCGGAUUUGAGAAAACUAGCGGUCAAUAUGGUGCCGUUUCCGAGGUUACACUUCUUUAUGCCUGGUUUUGCUCCGCUAACGGCACGCAACAGUCAGGGCUACCGCGCUUUAACAGUUCCGGAAUUGACGACACAGAUGUUCAGUCCAGUAAAUAUGAUGGCUGCGUGUGACCCUCGCCACGGUCGCUACUUAACAGUGGCGGCCAUUUUUCGCGGAAGAAUGUCCAUGAAGGAAGUUGACGAACAAAUGCUAGCGAUACAAGACAAAAAUUCCGGUUACUUCGUCGAAUGGAUUCCAAAUAACGUCAAAGUAGCCGUUUGCGACGUACCACCAAGAGGAUUAAAGAUGGCGGCGACAUUCGUCGGAAAUUCUACCGCCAUUCAAGAGAUUUUCAAAAGAAUCUCCGAACAAUUCACCGUCAUGUUUAGAAGAAAGGCGUUCCUGCAUUGGUACACCGGUGAAGGCAUGGAUGAAAUGGAAUUCACUGAAGCAGAGAGCAAUAUGAACGACCUGAUUUCCGAGUACCAACAGUACGAGAUUAACUAUCUUUUUGUUUCUCGAAAUCCCCAAUCCAGCAAAGGACAUCACUAUGAUGUGAGUCGUGGUAACAAGCUGACAGGGGACAUGCUGAGUAGCCUAUUAUUAUUGCCUGUCUAUCUCUCACUAAUCCAUAACCCCAAACAGAGACAAAUUAGUACAAUCACUCUAAGACUGAUACCUCCAUAA